AUGGCGCCCGCGGCUGACUCCGCUCCGCCAAGGAGCACUCCCGCGCAGCCGUCUGAUGCGCAAGCCUCCGCCGCUGCGGCGGAGCCCCCGCCCGCGGAUUCCCCGCCUCCACGGAUUCAAACCCUAGAGGACUUUGUAAAAGUUCACGAAAUGUUGUUACUCGCGACAGGGUUACCUCGCGAGCUCUACCCGCGACUGUUCGAGAAGAUCAUGGCGGAAAGAUUCGAUGCGGGCAGCAGAUUCGCGAUCGAGGAGGUGGAGGGCGGGCGGCAGAGGCGCGUCGUGCUGACACCUGGCGGGCAGGGAUUGGACGCGCAGGGUGACGUGUUUUUGCUGGAGAACCUCCCCAAGCUGGCGGCGCGGAUGGCGGCUCUCAUGUGCGUUGGGGGGGAGGACGAGGGGGAGGAAGAGGGGGAGGGUGAAGGGGAAGGGGAGGGGGAGGGGGAAGGGGAGGUGGGAGGAAAUGGAGAGGGGAAAACUGUAGGCGCAGAGAAGGCUGAGGAAGAAAGCAAGGGCGGAAAGUCCGUCGAUGAAAUCAUCUCACGGGCAGUUCGGGCGGCUGUGGACGCACGAAUCCCGGGAACAGAUGGGACAACGGGACGUGGAGAGGCGGAGGGAGGGGCGGAGGGGCAGGUGGAGAGCGGUGUGGAGUGGUUGGAGAUGGACGGGGAGGGGAUUGAUGAUGCCAUGCUUGCUGCUAUGAACCUGCACGAGCGCUUCCCUAACCUGGUGGGUCUGAGCCUCUGGGGUAACCGCCUCACGGACGCUGCUCGAGUGGCCUCCCUGCUCUCUCCUCUCACCUCCCUGCAUGCGCUCUGGCUCAACGACAACCCGUGUGCUGCCACCGAGUCCGCCGCUGCUGAUCUGAGAAACGCCCUCCUUGAGUCUCUCCCCAAUCUCGAGCUGUUCAACCGCCACUUCACCCGCCGCUAUUCCACCUGGGCGCUGCUCUUCGCUGCUGAUGUGGUGGGCCCUAACCGUGCCACGUUGGACGAUGACGUGGCGGCUGCUGAGCUGGCGCGGUUGACUGAAGUUGACUUGUCUGACCGGGGGAUCGUGGAGCUAAAGCAAGAGGUCUUCUCCCCAUCGUUCCUCCCUGCCCUCGCCCAUAUCAACCUCUCUCACAACCCGCUCCCACUCUCCCCACUCGCCCCCAUCGACGCCUCUCGAGCCUCUGUGCUGCUGCCCCUCGCCUUGCUUCCCUCGCUGCGCUCUCUGCAACAUCCUCUCCUCCCCGCUCUCUCUCCUCGCAGCAUCCUCUCCUCCCCGCUGUCUCUCCUCCCUCAACGUCACCUCCUCUUGCCGCGUGGCUUCCCUUCCUUCUGCGCGCUUCCCCAUUGGAUCUGGAAGGAGUUCUUCCCUUUGUUUUUCUUCCUCAUCGUUCUCCGCUUUGACCCUGAUCAAGCAGCUCUAACUUUCGCCCCGCCCACCUCGCUUUCCAUUUCCACCACCCCUUCCCCCACCACUCCUCGUUUGCCCUGUCAUUCCCAGGUGGACCUGGAAGGCCCCUUCCCCUUCGACCCAUAUGAUGCAGCUUCAACUCUCCCCCGCCUCUCCUCCCUCAAUGGCGCUCCGCUUCCCUCCUUUAUGCGCGGAGGUUCCUGGAUGUUUCCUCGCCUGCCAGCCUGGCAGCCUGGCACGCCAUUGGUGGAUCGAGUGCUGCUUGCCAUGUGGCGCCACGUGUGCAGCUACAAGCUCGCUACUGAAACACAGCUGGACGAGAGUGCUGUGUGGUACAUGAUGGACGAGUUGACUUUUGAGUCGACUCAAAAGUACGUGAUGGACGAGUUCGGCAGUGCCUUCUGGCACAGCGACCGCCCCAACUUCCGCUGUGCGCCCUUCCUCUUGACCACCUGCGCAAGCUGCCCGUGCCCUAUCCCUGCGUAUGUGAUGGACGAGUUCGGCAGUGCCUUCCGCCACAGCGACCGACCCAACUUCCGCUGUGCGCCCUUCCUCUUCCUGCCUGAUGGCUCCUUCGCCUCUGCUGUCAGGUAUGGGGCGGGUAUAGAUAAAGGUGCAUUUUGUAUGGUGAGAGUGCGGUGUGCUCUCAGGUGGGUGUGGGUGUGCUGUCAGGUGAGCGUGGGGCUGUGCUGUCAGGUGAGCGUGGGGCUGUGCUGUCAGGUGAGCGUGGGGCUGUGCUGUCAGGUGAGCGUGGGGAUGCACUGUGGCUAUCAGUGUGCUGGGUUUCUGGUGGACUUUCUCUACUCACUCGUGUGGCCGCGGGCAGCAGUGCAGCAGGGAGAGGAAUGUACGAGGGACUAUCUCGCCGGGGUGGGGCAGGAUUGCCUUCCUCUCAUCGCCUCUCGUCUCACGCAUUGCCCCUCCCUGCCCUCCCAUACCUGCGCAGCUGCGCUCUCCUCUCUGCUCACAUGGCUCCUCUCUGUUCUCCUCCCUUCCUCCAGCUACUCGCUGGUGUGGCCGCUGGCAGCAGUGCAGGCGGGGGAGGAGUGCACAAGGGAUUAUCUCGCCGGGGUGGGGGAGGAGCAGCAGCGCUCCGCCAAGCUUUCUGCCUAUGAGCAGCGCCUGUGCAGGUUCGCAGCAGCGUCUGCAAAGAACGCAGAGGCAACCGCUUUUCUUGCUUGUGCCGAACCCGACAAUAAAGAGGACAACGCAGGAGGAGGAGAGGCUGGUGGAGCAACAGGCAAACCAGAGAAAGCAGACGAGCCGGAGAAGCUGGAAGCAGGGAAGCGGGUUUAUCGAGUGUUCAGCGAUCUUCCACACGUCCUCGACACACUCUCCCGCCCCGAAUUCACUUUUGUGGACGCCCCCAGCGAAGCAGACAUCAUAUGGACGAGCAUGCAGGUGGACGAUGCUUUUCGAGAGGCUAGAGAGGUGGACGAUGCGUUCAGAGAUGCGGCUGGGCUGAAGGAGAGGCGGGAGAAGAGCGGGCAGGAGCCGUUGGUGAACCAGUUCCCGUUUGAGGCAUGCAUUGUGAUGAAACAUCAUCUGGCGAAGACCAUCCAGCAGGCGUACGGCAACACGCGCCCCUGGCUGCAAGACACGUACGACAUGCAGUCGGAGCUGGCAGCGCUCAUAGGGUGCUUCCAGCAGAGGGAGGCGGCGGAAGUUGCUGGUGCAGGGAGGCGACUGAUUGCCAGCUAUGAGGGCCGUGGGGCGCCUGAGAAGAAUGAGGACCCCGAUCUGGACAACACGUGGAUCUUAAAGCCCUGGAAUCUCGCGCGCAGCAUGGAUGCAACGGUGGCGCGCCAGCUGGCGCAGAUCGUACGGCUGGCAGAGACCGGCCCCAAGGUGGCCCAGAAGUACAUCUUCCGCCCCGCGCUCUUCCACGGGCGCAAGUUCGACCUGCGCUUCCUGCUGCUGCUCAAGAGACUCAAGCCGCUGGAGGUGUAUCUCUCCGACGUGUUCUGGGCAGAGACCAUUCGGCUGGCAGAGACCGGCCCCAAGGUGGCCCAGAAGUUCAUCUCCCGCCCCGCGCUCUUCCACGGGAGGAAGUUCGACCUGCGCCUCCUGCUGCUGCUCAAGCGGCUCAAACCGCUGGAGGCAUAUCUCUCUGACGUCUUCUGGGCUCGCAUCGCCAACAACAAGUAUUCUCAAGCAGAGGACUCCCUGUCGGACUUCCAGACACACUUCACUGUCAUGGUAUGGUGCGAAUAUGCUUUUGUUGACAUGCCAUCCUUUCCCCUGUAUCCCUCUCUCCAUCCUCCCCUCUCUCCAUCCUCCCCUCUCUCCAUCCUUCCCUCUCUCCAUCCUCCCCUCUCUCCAUCCUCCCCUCUCUCCAUCCUCCCCUCUCUCCAUCCUCCCCUCUCUCCAUCCUCCCCUCUCCAUCCCCCCCUCUCUCCAUUCCUCCCCCUCUCCAUCCUCUCACACUCUCGUCAGAACUACAGUGGUCACAAGUAUGAGCACGUUCCAACACACGAGUUUGUGCAGGCGUUUGAGCACGAGCACAGCGUGACGUGGCAAUCUAUCGACCAAUCAGUGCAGAGGAUGCUGCGGGAGCUCCUGGCUGCUGCUGUCACCGUCCACCCCGAGAUGCAACCAGAUGACGACACCUGUCGAGCAAUCUACGGUGUGGAUGUGAUGCUGGAUGAUCACUUCCAACCCAAGCUUCUAGAGGUAACAUACUGCCCGGACUGCACGCGUGCUGUGACGUACGACAUGAAGAGGAUCUUCCCAAGGCCUACCGGCUCAGAGGGCAGUGCAGAAGCGGAAGAUGAAUCCGCGUGGCUGCGACCCAAAACCUUUUUCAACGAUGUGUUUGGGUGCCUCUUCCUAGGAGAAACCCAGAACGUGCGGCGCUUGUGA
Molecule: messenger RNA, 4263 nt
Organism: Closterium sp. NIES-65
Lineage: Eukaryota; Viridiplantae; Streptophyta; Zygnematophyceae; Desmidiales; Closteriaceae
Source: the annotation of a GenBank genome assembly